This is a messenger RNA of Cydia pomonella (codling moth), 2145 nucleotides long. Its product is annotated as cytochrome P450 4C1-like. The coding region runs from base 118 to 2064 and encodes 648 amino acids. NCBI's taxonomy places the organism in Eukaryota, Metazoa, Arthropoda, Insecta, Lepidoptera, Tortricidae. The transcript has 13 exons. The record is from RefSeq and is a predicted model, not a curated record. Gene Ontology annotation, molecular function: iron ion binding; oxidoreductase activity, acting on paired donors, with incorporation or reduction of molecular oxygen; heme binding.
AACAAUUAUCUGAACAAUUCUGGUGAUCGGUCCAUUUUGAGAGCAAUCAUCGAUCUGAAGAGUGUCUCACUGCGCUGACGCGCGAGGGAACUGUCGUAGAGCUGUGACACCGUCAGGAUGCUGUGGCUGCUGGUGGUGCUGGCGCUGACCUUGGCGGCGCUGCAAUACCGCUGGCGCCGGCGCGCCCUCUACCGCCUCCACGCGGCGCUGGCCGCCGACCUGCCCGGCCACCCCCUCGUGGGUCACGCCACCUUACUCAUCGGCACUGAUGAAGACCGGAUGAAGGCGUUCCAGCUGAUCGGGCGCGCGGCGCUGCGGCAGGGCGGGCUGGCCUCCGCCUGGAUGCUCAACCGACUCUACGUGGUGGUGGCGGACGCCGUGGUAGCGGGUGUGGUGGCGCGGCGCUGCCUCGACAAGGACGAGGCCACCAUGGGCUUCAUCCGCACCCUAAUCGGCAACGGCAGCAUCUUCGCGCCAGUGGAAAUUUGGCGUCCGCGGCGCAAGAUUCUGGCGCCGGUGUUCGGCGUGCGGCGCGUGGCGGCGUUCGUCGGCGUGUUCGACCGGCACGCCGCCGCCGCCGCCGACCAGCUGCGCGCGCUCGCGGGCGCCGGAGACUUCUCGCUCUGGGACCCGCUCAGCGCGUAUACCUUUGAUGCCGUUUGUGAGACGUCGCUGGGCGUGCGGCUGCGCUCGCAGGGCGGCGCGCCGCACCCGUUCCUGCGCGCGUUCGCGGGCGCGCAGCGCGAGCUGGCGCGCCGCAUGUGCGCGCCGUGGCUGUACCCCGGCGCGCUGUACCGCCUGCUGCCGCCGCACCGCCGCUUCGCGCGCUGCCGCCGCCUCAUACACUCCUUUAUCGACGAGGUAAUAAGGGAUAAGCGAAAAACAAUGUCAUCACUAGAAAAUAAAGAGUCAGCGAGCGCGGACGCGGACACGGACAGCGGCCCCGCGAGCUUCCUGGAGCUGAUGCUGCAGGGUGGCGAGUACUCGGAGCGCGAGCUGCGCGAGGAGGUGAUGGUGCUGGUGAUGGCCGGCUCCGACACCACCGCCCUCGGCGCCGCCUUCACGCUGCUGCUGCUGGCGCGCCACCCGGCCGUGCAGGACCGGCUGCGCCGAGAGUGUGACGUGCUGGUGAUGGCCGGCUCCGACACCACCGCCCACGGCGCCGCCUUCACGCUACUGCUGCUGGCGCGCCACCCGGCCGUGCAGGACCGGCUGCGUGACGUGCUGGUGAUGGCCGGCUCCGACACCACCGCCCUCGGCGCCGCCUUCACGCUGCUGCUGCUGGCGCGCCACCCGGCCGUGCAGGACCGGCUGCGCCGAGAGCCGGCUCCGACACCACCGCCCUCGGCGCCGCCUUCACGCUACUGCUGCUGGCGCGCCACCCGGCCGUGCAGGACCGGCUGCGCCGAGAGUAACUACAUACUGUACUGUAUACUCCUAGGUGACGUGCUGGUGAUGGCCGGCUCCGACACCACCGCCCUCGGCGCCGCCUUCACGCUGCUGCUGCUGGCGCGCCACCCGGCCGUGCAGGACCGGCUGCGCCGAGAGUUGACGGAGGUGCUGGGGAGGGGCGACGCGCUGUCGGCGGCGGCGCUGGCGCGGCUGCGGUACCUGGACGCCGUGGUGCGCGAGGCGCUGCGCCUCUACCCGCCCGUGCCCGUCACCGUGCGCGAGGUGCACGAGGACGUCGAGCUGCCUGGCGGGCUGGUGCUGCCGGCGGGCGUGGCGGUGCUGCUGAACACGUGGGCCACGCACCGCAGCGCGGCGUACUGGGGCGCCGACGCCGACUGCUUCCGCCCCGAGCGCUUCCUGCAGGCGCCGCCGCGCCACCCCGCGCAGUUCAUGCCCUUCGGCUACUCCACGAGGAACUGCCUCGGUUCCCAAUACGCGAUGCUGGCCAUGAAGACAGUGCUGGCACACACGUUGCUGCACUUGCGGGUGUUGCCGCCGGCCGACGCUGGCGACGCUCCCGCCGACGAAGCCGACGCGCCGCUGCGAGUCAAGUUCGACAUCGCCAUGAAGCACGUUGACAAUUACAUGGUGCGGGUGGAACUCGUGGACUAGACAAAUAGCCAUGUGCCUACUUAAAAUGUACAGUGUGAGCUCAGUAUGCAAAAAGUGUAUAUUAUAAACACAAAAAUGGAA